GUUUUGUUUUGUUAUUAGAAGACUACUGCAGAAGUUGCAGAACUCAGUCAUCUCUCAGUAGCAGCUGAUUAUUUGCAGAAUCCAUAUAUAUAUAUUGGAAAGUCACUCAACAAACAAGAUCUCUCUUUCUCUUUCCAAAACCUUCCCUUUCUUUUAACUUCUGCAAAAAAUUCAGAUAUUUUGACCCCACCUUCAUCCUUUUUUCUCUUUAAAAACUUAUAUAACACCCACAUAGAUAUCUUCUUAGAUUGCCCAUUUCUGAAAAAAAUUUCUCUUUGUAUAUGUAUAUGUAUAUAUAGUUUUGUUUUGUUUUUGUUUACUUUUAUCAGUCACUGUGGCUACUACAAGAGGGCAGCUUCCUUCAGACACUGGCGCCUUUGCUGAUUGGGCGACAUCAUCCUCGACGACAGCAAUCCGAGGUGGUCCGGAUGAUCUUUCACUUGGUUUCAAUGCCAACGCUGCUGUGGCGGUGCCGGUUGGAUCGUCCACCUCUCAAUGGCCGCCUUUGGCUCGACCGAUCAACUAUGGACUCCCGACUGAGAUGGGGAUGGUUGGUCUCCGGGAUUUCGUUGUUGUUGCUCCUGCUUCUUUUAACCAUCAUCAUCAUCAUCACCACCACCAUACUCAAGAUCCCAUCAUGGUGAACGAGCAAAUCAGCGGUCCGGGUGGCGCCACGGCUCUCGGCGUCGGUGUUAUCCCUCUUCUGACGGCGGCUCCGUGUUUGCCUCCGCAGAAUGUGGAUGAUUCUGAUUUGUUGAACAACAAUGGUCGUGGUAAACUCAGUGGGAUGCAGCUAUGGCAGAACCAUAAUUCUUCUUCUGCUGGUCAUUAUCUUAAGAAACCAUCUUCAAUUCCCGACAACAAUAAUUCCUCCAUGAAUUUGAUACAUACCGGCGGCGGCGGCGGCGGCGGAGGAAUGGGAGGAGGGAGCGGUGGUUCGGGUUCCAGCUCGGGGGCAACGUGUCAAGAUUGUGGGAAUCAAGCUAAAAAAGAUUGUUCCCAUAGGAGGUGUAGAACGUGUUGUAAAAGUCGGGGUUUUGAUUGUCCUACUCACGUGAAGAGCACGUGGGUACCGGCUGCUCGGAGAAGGGAACGUCAGCUCAUGACGGCGGCUGCCACGACCGUCGGAGGCGGCUCAUCGGGAUCGACGUCGGGUGCGAAAAAGCCGAGACUUGUAACAUCUCAAACUACAACUACCUCUCAUACAUCAACUUCGAAUACUACUCCUAGAAGCUUUGACACUAGCUCAAGUCACCAGGAUGCCGGUUUUAAGGAGUCGUUGCCGGGCCAAGUACGUGCACCGGCGGUGUUCAAGUGCGUACGAGUGACUGCGGUGGACGACGGUGACGACGAGUAUGCUUAUCAAGCGGUUGUUAAGAUUGGUAGCCGUGUGUUCAAAGGGUUUCUUUAUGAUCAAGGAAUUGAAGGAAGAGAUGGGAUUCCGAAUUUAUCCGAAUUGCAUUUAGGUGGUGGUAGUGGGAGAAAUAUGGGGUCAUCGUCAUCUCCGGUUCUCGAUCCAUCUGAAGUUUACACCGCUGCCAGCAGCGGCUUCCUCGGUGGUUCGGUAUACGGUAAUCCAAUAAACUGAUCCCAUCUCUUCGAGUUAGAACCCUUGGAUUGAUCGAUUGGUCUCGGGGGGGUUGCAUUUUA
Messenger RNA from Hibiscus syriacus, 1650 nucleotides. Its product is annotated as protein LATERAL ROOT PRIMORDIUM 1-like. Gene Ontology annotation, biological process: positive regulation of DNA-templated transcription. Gene Ontology annotation, molecular function: DNA-binding transcription factor activity; DNA binding. NCBI's taxonomy places the organism in Eukaryota, Viridiplantae, Streptophyta, Magnoliopsida, Malvales, Malvaceae. Gene Ontology annotation, cellular component: nucleus. The transcript has 2 exons. The record is from RefSeq and is a predicted model, not a curated record. The coding region runs from base 542 to 1588 and encodes 348 amino acids.